AUGCAGAAAUUGCCCGACAUCCUCAGGCAGGAGGUCGCCGGCACGGGGCUGCUGGUGGUCAACGCGUUCGCGUGGUCGUUGGACCAUCUAGACGACGUGCAUCGCAGCUACGAUCCGCUCAUCGUCGAGAACCCGAAGCUGGUCGGCGUGAAGGCGCUCCGACUGGAGCUCCUUCACCAUGUGGAGAAGGCCGCUCUGAACACAUGGGAGGUGGCGUCGACCGUGGGUCGUGGCGUCGGAACCGGCAUCGCUCUGGCAGGGCGGGCAGGCCGGUGCGGGCCAGCAUCUUCACCCGUCGACGAGCACGGCAACUGCACAACCGCGCGACCGAGUGGCGUCACGGCGUUCCUGGUCGACGAGCUCUUUCGCCCAGCAGCGGUGGCCGGACAGCAUGUCGAGCAGGCCGGGGCGGGCCAGCAUCCCUACACCGCGACGAGUCCGGCGACUGCACAAGACGCGCGACUGGGUGGCGUCACGUCGUUCCUGGUCGACAAGCUCUUGCGCCCAGCAGCGGUGGUCGGACAGCAUGUCGAGCAGGCCGGGGCGGGCCAGCAUCCCCAUAUCGGGACGAGUCCGGUGAGUGCCAGGAGCGUACGACCGGGUGGCGUCACGGCACAGCUGGCCGACGAGUCUUUCCGCUUCGAGCAGCAAGCGACAGGCAUCCUUGGCAGCGGCGUGGUCGAGGCUGCCACAUCAGUGAUCGUGUCGGCGACGGCAGCAGCGCUGACCAAAGCGGGUACUGCCCAGGGGACUGUGUCGCUGCCGCCUCCGCCUACCACGGGUACUGCCAGUGCGGCCAGCUUACCCGUUCAUGGGGCCAUGGUCGGCAUGGAACUGAUCCCGAUCCCUAAGGUUGUUGAGGCUCAGGCGGUCGAGGCUCUAAUCGUUUGGAAGCCAUCGUGGGAUGAGUAUCUGAAAUGGCUCGAGGAUCAGGGUAAGAAAACCUCGAAAAUUCCUCCGCCGCCCAGCAACCAGGCGGUCGACCAAGGAGUAGAGGCAGCGAACGUCACGGGGGCGACUGAAGGGCCGAGCGCCACAACGGAUGAGACGGCUAUUUGGAGAAUGGUGGAAGACAUCCUCGCCAGUAUCGUGAUGCCUGACCCCGAAAUCGAGGUCAUGCGGGAGAAACUACAAGCAGCUGCUCCCACUUUGGGAGUGCAACAGGGUACACCCGCCGCCUCGUCUGCACCUAAGGAGGACCCUAGCCCGACUGGAGCCAAAUCCCCCCUGGCCACAACAGGCGUCCGCGUUGACAAGGAGACGGGGCUGGCCGUGGCGGAGAUGAAGUUUGGGAAGAAGAGCCGCUACAUUUGCCGAUCGAUGGAUAAGUCGGAGGCCGCCUACUGCAUCGCGGUCGCCGUUUCAUCGUUCGACGGCUAUUUGAGCGACGUGAUUCUUGCCGAGUUCGGUGGGGUGAAUGAAGAUGUGAUGGAGCAGUACAAGUUGGAUUGGAAUGUGGCGCGAUUGAUUCCGGGCGGCAUGUGGACGGUCAUGUGGAGCCGAGGCGCAAACGUGCUCCGCGACCGGAUAACCGCCGUCGGCCGCGCAGCUCUCAUGUUGGCUCUUCGUUCGGCGGUGUGGUUCGGCGACCUUUCGGAGUCGACCAAGCCCGAGAAGGCCGCGAAGAAUAAGGCGGCAUGA
Molecule: messenger RNA, 1641 nt
Organism: Closterium sp. Naga37s-1
Lineage: Eukaryota; Viridiplantae; Streptophyta; Zygnematophyceae; Desmidiales; Closteriaceae
Source: the annotation of a GenBank genome assembly